This is a messenger RNA of Ustilago hordei, 1341 nucleotides long. RefSeq lists its product as uncharacterized. The transcript has 3 exons. The record is from RefSeq and is a predicted model, not a curated record. Gene Ontology annotation, biological process: regulation of RNA metabolic process; regulation of gene expression. Gene Ontology annotation, molecular function: mRNA binding. Gene Ontology annotation, cellular component: cytoplasm; nucleus. Lineage: Eukaryota; Fungi; Basidiomycota; Ustilaginomycetes; Ustilaginales; Ustilaginaceae. The coding region runs from base 1 to 1341 and encodes 446 amino acids.
AUGUCAGAAGUUGUCAAGCGUCAACGAGAUUCAUCUACUACUCCUCAACCCGAAGCAAAACGUCCUAACCUAGAGACCGACAAUACUUUCCCACAAGUCCAGCGCGAGAACACGGACAACGACGACAAAGAUCAAGUCAAGCUUGAGAACGAAGACGACGACGACGACGACGACGACGACGCCCCGGGCUCCCCUAUUGACCACACCCAUCACACCACUGCUGACAACAUGGCUUCAGACGCUUCGACCAAGCCAACCAAGGAGGAGAAGGACGCUGUCGACCUUGGCUCCGCUCUCACCGCAGAUGCAACCUCCAGCAGCGACGUCAAAGGCGACAACGGUUCCGUCUCUAAUGGCGCUGAUGGUGACCAGGCCGCCGGUAGCGUUGGCGACUCUUCCGAAACACAGGCCACUCAGAUCUCGAUGCGAACCUUGAUUGUUACCAGCGACGCCAGUAUCAUCAUCGGCAAGUCCGGCAAGCACAUCAACGAGAUCCGUGACAAGAGCAAUGCACGUCUCAACAUUAGCGAGAUCAUUCCUGGCAACCCUGAGCGCAUCUUGACGGUUUCCGGUCCCCUCGAUGCUGUCAGCAAGGCCUUCGGUCUCAUCGUUAGAAGAAUCAAUGACGAGCCAUUUGACCAGCCUUCGGUCCCCGGUUCCAAGUCUGUCACCAUCCGUUUCAUCGUGCCCAACUCGCGCAUGGGUUCCGUGAUCGGCAAGCAAGGUUCCAAGAUCAAAGAGAUCCAGGAAGCCUCCGGUGCCCGCCUGACUGCCGGUGAAGCCAUGCUUCCAGGCUCCACGGAACGUGUCCUGUCUAUCUCUGGUGUCGCGGAUGCAGUCCACAUUGCAGUCUACUACGUCGGUACCAUCCUUCUGGAACACCAAGACCGUAACGCCAACAACCUUGCUUACCGUCCCACUGCCGGUGGACCCUCCACUCGUCCACCGGCCCCCGCCAACCCCUACGCGGCUGCCCAGCAGCCCUUUGGUUACGGCGCCCAUGCUCCACCCUUCGCUGGCGCCGCCGCUCCCGCAGUAGGCGCAGGUGCAGGUGCACCACAACUCCCACCCGGCUCCCAAACCCAACAAAUCUUCAUCCCCAACGAUCUUGUUGGUUGCAUCAUCGGCAAGGGAGGCUCGAAGAUCAACGAGAUCCGAAGCAUGUCUGCGAGUCAAAUCAAAAUUAUGGAACCUGGUGCCGGUAUUGCUGCAGGUGGUGGAGGUAAUGAGAGGCUGGUCACCAUUACUGGUCCUCCGCCCAACAUUCAGAUGGCUGUUAGUCUGCUUUAUCAGCGUUUGGAGCAGGAGAAGAUGAGGCUGGCACAAGGUGGUGCGCCUUAA